CAAGAACAAGAAAGUCAAUGGGGAAGAACAAGAAGCGGUUUGUGCUUAUCCAUGGGGUCUGCCAUGGCGCAUGGACUUGGUACAAGGUAAAACCGGUUCUCGAGGCAGCUGGUCACAUCGUGAGUGCACUGGAUCUGGCUGCAUCCGGUAUAAGCACGACCAGAUUGGAAGAGAUUCAGAGUCUUGAAGAUUACUCUAAACCGUUGCUUGAGUUUCUGAGCUCCUCGGAUGAUGAUGACGAGAAAGUGAUACUUGUUGCUCAUAGCAUGGGAGGCAUACCAGCUGCUCUCGCUGCUGACAUCUUCCCUCGUAAGAUCGCUGCUAUUGUCUUCUUGACAGCUACCAUGCGCGACACAAGAAACCCUCCUGCUUAUGCUUUCGAAAAGUUUGUCCCGAGCGUUCCACAAGAAGAGUUAUUGGACACAGUGUUUAGCAGCUACGGAACACCAGAUCGUCUUGUACACACUGUUCUUUUCGGACCAAAGUUCAUGGCCAAGAAACUAUAUCAGUUGUCCCCUAUCCAAGAUCUUGAAUUGGCGAAAUUGUUGGUGAGGGCAAACCCGGCACUAGCUACGGACAAUCUUGCAGGGACAAAAAGCUUUACUGAGGAAGGUUAUGGAUCGGUUACACGUAUUUAUAUCGUGUGCGGUGAGGAUAAUCUAGUGCGUGAGGAAUACCAGAGUUUGAUAAUUAGCAACUUUCCGCCAAAAGAAGUAAUGGAGAUUAAAGAUGCAGAUCAUAUGGCAAUGUUAUCCAAGCCUCAACAACUAUGUGGUCUUCUCUUGGAAGUCGCAGAUAAAUAUGCUUAAAUCAACCUGAGAUCAAACACUUCAGCUUCCACCACAAUAAGGUUGGCCAUAUGAGAGAACUUUCUUUAUGUAUGUGAAAUAAGCAAAUUAUAAUAAACAAGCAAAUUUAGCA
Eutrema salsugineum is the source of this 921-nucleotide messenger RNA. Its product is annotated as putative methylesterase 19. NCBI's taxonomy places the organism in Eukaryota, Viridiplantae, Streptophyta, Magnoliopsida, Brassicales, Brassicaceae. The record is from RefSeq and is a predicted model, not a curated record. The transcript is spliced from 3 exons. Gene Ontology annotation, biological process: jasmonic acid metabolic process; salicylic acid metabolic process. Bases 18 to 809 code for a protein of 263 amino acids. Gene Ontology annotation, molecular function: methyl salicylate esterase activity; methyl jasmonate esterase activity; methyl indole-3-acetate esterase activity.